Aureobasidium namibiae CBS 147.97 is the source of this 1365-nucleotide messenger RNA. RefSeq lists its product as uncharacterized. The record is from RefSeq and is a predicted model, not a curated record. NCBI's taxonomy places the organism in Eukaryota, Fungi, Ascomycota, Dothideomycetes, Dothideales, Saccotheciaceae. Gene Ontology annotation, biological process: DNA replication initiation; DNA replication. Gene Ontology annotation, molecular function: DNA replication origin binding. The transcript is spliced from 3 exons. The coding region runs from base 1 to 1365 and encodes 454 amino acids. Gene Ontology annotation, cellular component: nuclear origin of replication recognition complex; nucleus.
AUGGGCUUGGAACUGCUCCCGGAUGACUUGUCUCUAUCCCUGACAAACCAAUGGCCAUGCAGAGAUUUGCAGAUCAGGACUCUCUCUGCCCUCCUUUCUCCAAGGCUGCAAAGUUCGGGGACACUGAUUGUACAUGGUCCAGAAGCCACUGGAAAGACUGGUCUGCUGAAAUCCUACUUGGACGUUUCUGGCCUCAAACAUGCUUUCAUUCCAUGCACCGAAUGCAUUACGAGUCGUCACUUCUUGGAGCGGACUCUGGCAGCUUGUGUCGAAGCAAUCGAGACGGCGACCAAUGUUUCUCUGGACGGCAUCAUUCUCCCAAGGUGCGAGAAUCUCAGCACUUUGACAAGCUCUCUGGAACGUCUUCUCAAAGGCAUCGACAAAUUUGUACUCGCUCUGGACGGCAUCGAUGAGCAGAGGGAGGCUCCUCCGACUCUGUUACCUACUCUUGCACGUCUUGGUCAACUCAUUCCCUGCCUCAGUGUUGUGAUGAUUGUCACAUUUCCCCAUCCACGUCUUCUCCAUCUUCCAGGUGCUCCACAUAUCUAUUUCUCGCCUUAUACUCGGGAACAAGUCAUCCAGAUUGCGUGCUGCCAACCACAAUCCAUCUUCAGUGAGCCUUUAUCACCAUCAGCCAACUACUCGGAAGAGCUUGCUGCCGAAGAUGACACAUGGCUCUGGUCGCGAUUCUGUGCUGCCGUUUGGGAUUCGUUAGCGAGCGGUGCAGCGCGAGAUGUUGUCGCCUUCAAAUCGAUUCUCGACAAACUCUGGCGACCCUUUGUACAACCGAUUGUUGAUGGCACGUACGGCACUCGAGACUUUACCAAACUCAUGGUAGCACAACGUAGGCUCUUCCAAGCCGAGAGCUGUCUCCUGGAUUCGGUCAUCGACGAGCCUCAGGCGGACACUAAUAUACUUACUGAUGUCACCCACGAUCUACCAUACUACUCGAAGUGGCUUCUCUGUGCUGCAUAUCUCGCGUCCUUCAAUCCGCCUCGUCAAGACAACGUCUACUUCAUGAAGACCACAGAAAGAAAGCGACGCAGAAAAGGUGGCGGUGCCGUCGCUGGCCGUGAGUCGAAGAACCGCAAAAUCCCUAGGCACCUUCUUUCGCCCAGUCCAUUUCCUCUCGACAGACUACUAGCCAUCCUACAAGCUGUACUACCACACGACCUCACGCCUACGAUAGACAUCUACACACAACUGGCGACACUAUGCUCCUUGAGGUUGCUGUUGAGGACAGCAGUCGUUGGUGGUGACGUACUUGAACCAGGCGCCAAGUGGAAGGUCAACUUUGGCUGGGAGUACGCACUCAAGUUGGCUCGAAGUGUAGGCUUUGAUAUCACAGACCAUGUAGCUGAAUAG